This is a messenger RNA of Chanos chanos (milkfish), 2883 nucleotides long. RefSeq names its product niban apoptosis regulator 2a (gene niban2a). The transcript has 14 exons. NCBI's taxonomy places the organism in Eukaryota, Metazoa, Chordata, Actinopteri, Gonorynchiformes, Chanidae. The record is from RefSeq and is a predicted model, not a curated record. Bases 243 to 2750 code for a protein of 835 amino acids.
ACUGAACACAGUUGAACCAAGCCUGUACUCACUACCCACCAACAGCAGGCUGAUUGGUUUAAAUUACCACGUUUGGGAUGUUUUGUUGGAAGACGCUGAAGAGGAAACGUGAUAGGAAUUUUGCUGUUUUCUAAUAAUAAAAAGAACUUCUUUAUCGCUCUACGCACUGCCCACAACGCUGCAGUUGAGGUACUUCAAAGAAGCUUUUAUUCUGCCCCUGGAUUUUAAAGUUUACCGUCGCCAUGGGGGAUGUGAUUUCGAGCCAUUUGGACGAGGGCAAGCGUGGGAUGAUUACAGCCCGCACCAGAGCCGUGUUGGAUGAGUUUGGGAAAGUGUAUGAACAGCAGUAUGCAGUGGCUCUCUUUAACAGUGUGCGUUUUGAGAUAGAAGGUGGUGGAGGCCCACAGUCACAACUGCUACACCGCAAGGAUCCCCUGAAAGACAAAUCCAUCUUCUCUGGAGGCCUGUACCAGUACCUUGAGGAGAACAAGAAAUGGCGUAACCGUUUCCUUUACGUGGCUGAAUCCUACAACAUCAGCUUCUAUGAAAAUAAACAGGCUCACGACAGAGGACUUCAGCCCAAGGGAAUCAUCAACUGUGCAGGAUACAAAGCCUUGUCCUCCAUGGAAGAAUAUUUGGAGCUAAUCAACAGCAGCCUGCCAGGACUGAAGGCCAAAGCCAAUAGCUCUCCGUUUCUGAAGACUACCACACGCUUCCCUCUCAUCCUCUGGCAUCCAUAUGCCCGACAUCACUUCUUCUGUGUGAUGACUGAGAAAGAGCAAAAGAAAUGGCAUGCCGUCUUUCAGGACUGUGUCAGACACAGCAACAAUGGUCUGUCAGACGAUUACACAGUGUUGACCCCCGCAUUCACAGACUCACUGCGGCUCUACAGACAGUCUAAGGGUCACUAUGGUACGUGGGACAUGAUGUGCGGAGAGCCACCACAGAUUUUGGCAAACUUGGUAAUGGAGACGCUGCAUCCUGAGCUACGAGACCUGAUCGUACCGCGACUGAAAGGAAAAACUCAACAAAGACAGAGAAACUGGAUGCUGAUUUCAGAUGCAGUGUACAGGCAGGUUCUGUCUCAGACCAGGGCGAGGUACGAGGCCCUGGUGCAGGUGUGUGAGGGACAGCGCCCGCUAAUGGAAGCUUCUCUACGAACAGACAUGGAUCAGAUCAUUACCUCUAAGGAGCAUGUUUUUGGAAAGAUCCGGGCACUGGUCUCACCCAAAGCGGAGCAGCUCAAGAGAACCAAUGUGCAGCCCUACAUCAAUUCCAUCCUGGAGGCCCUGAUGGAGCCCACAAGCCGAGGGUUCUCUGAGGUUCGAGAUACUUUUUUCCGUGAGCUGGUGGCGGUUAGCAAGAACACACUGAACGAUGGAGGGAAGAAGAAAAUGGCAGAGCACAUGGACAGGAUCUCCAUGCUGGCUUUCCAUCCUGUGAAGAUGCAGAGCGCAUAUGAGAAAGUGGAGCAGCUGAGUCUGGAGGGCCUGCAACAGAGGUUUGAUGUGUCCGGCCAGUCUGUGUUUGUCCACAGAGCACAGAUCCUCAUGCGAGAGCAAAUGGACAAUGCUGUGUACACAUUUGAGCAGCUGCUGAAGCAGAGCCUGGAUGCCAGUGGAGGAGAAGACCUCUGUAAGACCAUUCAGCGCUGUCAGGAUCGAGUCCUGAAGAAAUACGAUUAUGACAGCAGCACCGUGCGUAAGAAGUUUUUCAGGGAAGCUCUCCUGCAAAUCAUCAUCCCUCACAUGCUGAAACAGCUCUCCCCAUCCUUCACCACGGAUCUACCAAAGUUCCAGGAGCUCAUUUUUGAGGAUUUCUCCCGCUUCAUCCUGGUAGAGAAUGUCUUUGAGGAAGUGGUCCUUCAGUCUGUCAUUAAAGAUAUCAAGAUGGCUGUGAAAGAAGCAGCAGUUCAGAGGAGACACAACCUCUUCAGGGACAGCAUUGUCCUCACCAACAGUGACCCCAAUCUGCAUCUUCUGGGUGAAAACACCAUUGACUGGGAAGGCCAGUUAAGUGGCGUGGAAACCAGAGACAACACUGACGGGCAGAAUAAGAAACGGAGACAGAUAGUCUCCAUGAUCCAGUUGGAAGGGAUGCCGCUCUUGCCCUAUGAGUCGUGUCUGGAGGUGCCAGGGGUAGAGGGUAUCCCAGAGGAGAAUGAGGGGCAGGAUGAGGAUCCUGGGUCUUCAGACGAACCCUGCACCCCUACAGAAUCAGCGUCCAUCAAAAACCCUGAGUCCCCAGACAGUGUGCAGGAGAUUCGUGCAUUGAUCAACCCUGUGGUUGAGGUUGUAGUCCCCAACAGUGAGAAGGAAAACCCACUGCUAACCAAUGGGACGGUGGAACUAGAGGAGGUGGAGGAGGUCACCACCAGAGUAAAGAAUUCGGUGUCAAAAGGCGACACUAACGGUUUGCCACAGGAUGAGAAUCACGUGAGUCUGGAAAUCGUCCACAGUCCAAACACGGCGCAGAUCAAAGAAGUGAAGGAGAACGUGUCGGCCAUUGAAAGCGCUAUACAGGAAAUAGAGAUCGCUGUGCAGGAGAACGAUUCAGAGCUACUCGCUGUAGAUUCAGACGUUGAGAUAGCUCAGCCUUCCACUGACUCCAAACCCCAUAACUAUGAUGAUAGCGGUUUCCAGUCUCCAAGCAAUGAAGCAGCAGAAGAAGAAGUAUCGCAACCAAUCACAGAGCAGCUGGAUGCAGAGGGUGACGCAGCUGAUCCUGACCAUAUAGUGGUGGCACUGUAGUAAGGAGAGGAUAGAGUGCACAUGACAAAGACAGGGAGGGAGGAAAGAGGAAAGGAAAACCUACAUAGUGUGAGUUGGACAUUGGAUUUUUUUUUUUUUAACUGUUUCUCAGCAUGACUUUUUUUGGGUUACG